This is a messenger RNA of Gongylonema pulchrum, 1265 nucleotides long. NCBI's taxonomy places the organism in Eukaryota, Metazoa, Nematoda, Chromadorea, Rhabditida, Gongylonematidae. The record is from the annotation of a GenBank genome assembly.
UUGUCACAUACUCCGUACAACAAUCGAAAAGUUGUGGAAGAACAUUUGGCAAAGCUUGAAUCCAACGAUCGGCGCAACAUACAGGCUCGAGCGCGAAUGCCGGAGCAGAGCAAGCCUGCAGUGGAUCUGAAGCGACCAAAGGUGAUGGGCAGUAGUUUGACGAAAGAGAAGCCUACUGCUGCUGCUGCCGGUGGUGCUAGUGGUACUUGUUCGGUGUUCCGCCGAGAACUUUCACGUAGUAGACGUGAGAAAGAUGGUGAUCUGAAGAAAACCCUGUCGCAUAUGGAGGAGAAAUUCACCAGUGCUUCAGAGGAACUUCAAGCAGCCGAAGAAGAACUGACGGAGCUGCGAGUUGCCCUGAGUAAUGCAAAAAGAACCAUCGAAGCACUGAGAAUCGAGAAUGCGGGACUGGUGGAGAAAAUCAAAACACUGACAGUGGAAACGCAAAAAUCAAAUACCUCAGCGAGGGAGCAACGCACAAGAGCGAAUGUCAUAUCGGAAAUGCACGGCGAGAAAGGAUCGAUUGUGAGGAAAGCCAUCCAGCGAUUCAAUGAUGAGAAUGAGGUACCAUCGGCACAAAGUUUACUUGAACAGAACAAAAAUAUGCGAAAAUUACUGGAUGAAAUCACUGAAGAAAAAAAACGCCUGGAAAUUGUCCAGGAGAACAGCAAAGCGGAAAUAGCCAGGAUCACGCUGGAAAAUAAUCAGCUCAAAUUGGCAAUUGAGUCGGAGCGUAAGGAAUGGGAUCAGAUGCAAAGCGAUUUGCUAGUUGCGGUAAAAGUAGCGAAUGAUUUUAAAAUGGAAGCACAACAAGAGAUGUCCAGAUUGUCCGAGAAAAUCAACGAGCUCCAGAAACGACGACAAAGCUCCGUAUUCAGCACUUCAGUAAUUGCUCUGUACGAAGAAAAACCGGAAACCUGGGAGGAUAAAGCAUGGCAACGACUAAUGCUUGGAUGUGAACGUGGUUCCCGUCGUAAUGCGCUUCUCCGUUGGUGCCAGCAAGCAGUGGCGAAAUUUCCAAGCAUCGAAAUCACGAAUUUUAGUAGUUGUUGGGCAGAUGGCCAAGCGCUUUGUUGCUUACUGGCAUCUUUUUAUCCAGAAAAGCUAAACGUUGAUUUGGCGCUCACUGUUGCGAGUGCAAUUGGCGAAAUUGAGGUGAAGAUCAGAGUAGCAGAUUUCAGGAAGGAAGAUCGACCGGAUUGGUCCUUGGUAAUGCGCUAUAUCCUCGGUUUGUAUUAUAUAAUCUCAGGCGGGGAGCGCUAAAA